Miscanthus lutarioriparius is the source of this 570-nucleotide messenger RNA. The record is from the annotation of a GenBank genome assembly. Lineage: Eukaryota; Viridiplantae; Streptophyta; Magnoliopsida; Poales; Poaceae.
AUGGUCGAUGCCGGCGACGACACACCGGCCGGAGCGCCGCCGCGAGCUCACGAGGAGGAGCAGGCGGGAACUCCGGCGUACGGUUCGGUGGUCCUCGGCGGCACCUUCGACCGCCUCCACGACGGCCACCGCCGCCUUCUCAAGGCCUCCGCGGAUUUGGCGAGGGACCGGAUCGUGGUGGGCGUCUGCACGGGACCUAUGCUCGCCAAGAAGGAGUAUGCGGAGCUGAUUGAGCCCGUCGACAAGCGCAUAAAGGGCGUGGAGGAUUACAUUAAGUCUAUAAAGCCAGAACUGAUAGUACAAGUGGAGCCUAUUGAGGAUCCUUAUGGCCCAUCCAUCACUGAUGAAAAGUUGGAUGCUAUUAUUGUCAGUAAGGAGACAUUAAAUGGUGGACUUGCUGUAAAUAGAAAAAGAGAAGAGAAAGGGCUCUCACUGUUGAAGGUUGAGGUUGUUGAUCUCCUUUCUGGUGGUGUGGAGGGGGAAAAAUUGAGCUCUUCUGCUUUAAGGAAACUUGAGGCCGAGCAAGCUCAACAAAGUGAAACAAAAACUGCUAGCCUUGAAGUUUCUUAG